Molecule: messenger RNA, 4555 nt
Organism: Solenopsis invicta (red fire ant)
Lineage: Eukaryota; Metazoa; Arthropoda; Insecta; Hymenoptera; Formicidae
Exons: 3
Coding region: 4027-4422 (131 amino acids)
Source: RefSeq, a predicted model, not a curated record
UUCAACAUAAAUGUGUGUAAUGAACAAUGACCAGAAGGAUUAUUCAUUGCGGGAACACAAGGAUUUUUUAAAUUAUUUUCUUAUUGUUUUACGUAAAUAAUUUAUAGUUAAUAUAUAUUUUAAAAAGUUAUCGCAAUAAAUUAUUUAAGAAAUAGAUUUAAAUAAUAUUUAAACAAAUCUAUAAAAAAUGUUUUAAAGUAAUUUUUGCUAAACCAAGUCAAAUAAGUUUGCAUCCUCUUUUUCUCGUGCACUGUAAAAAUCCAGAAACUUUUGAUAUUUAGGUUAACUCUGCUCGAUAAAACUACGUCAUAAAGAUUGUAAGAACUCUUUCUCAAUCGCAGUUCCUCGAAAAGUAACGCUAUUCAUAUUCUAGCCCUAAUUUAAGUUUACAAAUUCACAUCACGUAGCUAUGUCUCAUGCAACUUUCCUUCAAUCUCUCGUACGCCUUCGAGAUGAUUUAUGAAAGGAUACCUCAUUUUCAAAAUACAAAUUUUAUCAUAUAAAAAAAAAUAGAGAAUAUCACCGGAGCGCUAAAUGACAGAAAUAAUAAAAAAGUUUUUGCUUUUAACUAUUGCUGAUGUUUUGAAGGCAAAUUCUUCAAAAAAUAUAAAUAAGAAUAUUACAGUACCUUUAUCUCAAAAAAAAAAAAAAAAAACUUGCCAAAAAUAUCGUGAAAGCAUACAAAAAAACACUUAUUUACAAAGACAAAUAUGUUUAUAAAACCGUGACCAGUUGACAAUUUCUUUUUUAAAAGUUAUUGUUUUACGAAAUUUUAGAUGAAUUUUUAACUGAUACAUAUUACACGGUUCUGUAUGUGUUGAUACAGAAUCUAUAUUAAUAUUUAUCAUGAUAAAAAUAAUAUUAAAAUGCAAAGCGAUCGCUUUGUAGCGAAAGCAGCAGGAUACGUGUAUUCAUAAAGCCCUGCAAAACAGUAGAAUACAAUUUCGUUAAAAAAUCUUCAAUAUUUAAACGCCCCUCUGUCUUCUGACACUAAUAGCAAACGUCCUGCCUCACUUUUAUUCAAAUUAUCCGAAAAAUGCAUAUCGUGGAAGACAUGCAUGGUCGAUCACGAUCAAGGGGACGCAAUCGCGCUUCUACGUUGUUUGCCUCUUGACAUCUUCCAUCCGUCAAUUUUCCAUCCACGUAAAACCGCUCGCCUAUAACCCGGCAGAUUUAUCGCGCCGAUCUCGAUGAAAUAUUCAUCACGUCGCGGACAGACUCGCGAGAAGACGGGAUCCUCGAAUGUCCGGCGGGAGCGCAUCGUUCACCGAUACGGCGAUACAGGACAAGCUGGAGCCACCGAGAUCGCUGCACGGUAUCGAGGAUGCCGAGGUCAUUUGGGACACGAUCACACGGCGAUUCCCGAAUGCGGCGCCGCUUCUCUGCGAGAUGGAAACGGUGAUCGAACGGGCGGAGGAUCUGCUGCAGCAGCUCAGAACGCCUUGCACUCAGGAAAAUGGUAUGCAUUUCCUCGAAGCCCGGGGUCAGGCGAUUUCUCUCUUCGUGUCUCUCCGCGGGCACGCGCAUAAACGCGGACAAAUCAACGAGGCUCGGAGAAUUUUAGUGUACUCAAUUUAACAUGUUUUACGAUUUAACACGUUUAAAAUAACGAGCUUAAGCUUGAAAUUAAUGGUUACAAUAGCGUGAUCCAAUUAUGCAAAUAGCCUGCAUUUAUUCGUGCAUUCGGCUAACCUCAUUGUAAUUAUCACGUUAUUAAAUUAAUGGUAUACAUGAUAGAACGGGAAAUACACAAAUAAUUUAUUCACGAGGAAGAUUUAUCUUUCAUAGAAAUGUACGGUAUAAGCGAGACCUACAUCCAUUUAUCCUUUCAAUUGUAUCACGGACUUAUUGACCAAAUUGUUAUCUGGAAUAAUCCUUCAUUUGCUUCAUUUUGUAAAUCUACCGUUUAAUGAUUAAAGAGUGCUUAUUCGAAAAUUUGCGACGUAAUCUGACGCGGCGCCGAUCGCGUAAGCUGAUUUAAAACUAAAUUUGCUGCAUCCGCACCUUUCGAUUGUACAAUUUAUUUGACAAUUUGAUCGAAUUAUUGCGCAUAAUAAUUUUUCGUGUCACGUGAUUCCAAGUAUAUUCUGGAAAUUUUUGCGAAUUCUGAAUCUGAAAUUUACAACGGUGCAAUAUUGUCUAACUUGUGCUAGUUCGUGGGAUCUGACGCUCAUCUGAUAUUACAGACACGUCCAGCUCGUUUCACACACCGGAUUCCCGGGAAUCUAACGCGACGAUUUCGAUGGUAUCCGACAUAGAAUCGUUCGUCGAAGAAACGAAUGUACGUAGCUUCCUCCUGACACUUCCCGCUUAUUGUUACACGUUGUUGUUGCUCGCUGUCUUAAAGAAAAAAAUAAAUAAAUAAAACAAUACGUGCCUUUUUCCAAGAUUUUGGAACAUCGCAAAGCCACCGAGAAUGUUGAAACGCAUUUUACGGUACAUGAUAUUCACGAAAAGCGGGCGGAUUUAGAGUCUCAGCAUCAUAGUGAACAAUCCAUUCAGUGCGAGAAGAAACAUCCCUGUCAGGGAUAUCAUUUGAAUUCACCUCCAAGAGUCGACGAGGUCGUUCAACAUUUCAAAACGAGUUCGAUGAAUAAAUGUCACAAUUCCCAGGGGAAAUCAGACAGUAACGUAAAGGAUAAUGCUGACAAAGCAAUCGUUGUUAGUUCGGAAGAAAGUAAGUUGUGACAUGGAAUAGUUAGAAAAAGAAUAAUAUAGUCUUACAGUGAUAUAUUCGGACGUAGAAAGAUUUAUAACAGAUUUCUUGUGUCCGUAUGUGUAUGUGCGCACUUCAAUGCAUGCGAUUGCGUUUGUAAUGUAGGACUGAUGAAAGCAAUAGAUGAAACGAAUAGUUUGGAGGCAUGGGCGAAAAUGACUGAGAACGCAUUGCAAGAUUGGCAUGACGACGUGGAAGGUAUAACAGUUUAUUUUGCAAUUAAUAAUACGAACGAUAAAUGUUGUUUCAAUCGUCUCAGAUGACAACAAUUCGGAAAAUCGUCCAAAUGUCGAGGGGAAUACCGAUAACCAUUCGUCGAUGGUCGACAGUGAUGACAAAACUGACGAUAAAAAGGUAAUUAUAGUUAUUGAGAUGCUUAAUGUUAUAUUUGUAAUACUAAUAUUUAUAAUAUAGCCGAAUUAAAUAAAGCGCAUUGAACAUGCAGCUUUUGAAACAGAUAAAGCUUAUAAGUAUACAUUUUUUAAAUUUCUUAUUUUAUCUUUUUAUGUACAGUUAUUGAGAUACUUAAUUUUAUAUUUGUAAUACUGGUAUUUGUAAUAUAGCCAAAUAAAAUUAAGCGUUUUGGACACGGAGCUUUUAACGCGGAGCUUUUGAAACAGACGGAGCUUAUAAAUAAACAUUUUUUUAAUUUCUUAUCUUAUUUUUUUAUUUAUAAUUAUUAAGAUACUUAAUGUUAUAUUUGUAAUACUGAUAUUUAUAAUAUAGCCGAAUUAAAUAAAGCGCAUUGAACAUGGAGCUUUCAACGCGGAGCUUUUAAAACAGAGCUUGUAAAUAAACUUUUUAAAAUUUUUUAUUUUAUUUUUUUAUUUAAUUAAGCGUGGAUAAAAUGUGAAUUUUUUGAUUUACCUAAAAUUUCAUUUUUUAUAACUAUUACUGUCGCUUUAAAAAUACAAACGUUUAAAUAAUAUAGGUCAGUGUUGAGAAGUGUUCCAUGGCAACUGCGAAUCGUCGCUCAUCGCUUGCUAUCCUUGAAGAGUACGCAAAGCGAUGCAAAAUGCCGAUCAAAUACGACAAUACAAAAUCGAGUAAAAACCUGUGCGUGAUAAACGGUUACCUGCAUGGAUUUCGCGGUAAAUGCUGAGUAACUUAUACAAACAGAUUACACGGAAUAUUAUCACCCUCAUCGUGCACGUUGAGUAUUUUACUUUUUUAUCCGGUAACACCGUAGAUUAUUCACUGCAGUUAUUCCUUAUAACGAUCAUUUUAAUAACUUCCAUUUAUCGUUCAUAUAAAAUGUUGCAAGUGCUUCCUCACACGUUGUUAAACAUAGUUUGGAUAAUGUGCCAGCAAUGUCGUGUGCCGAGACCCAAGAUCAGGCCAAAAAUGAAUUGGCAGCAAAAAUAUUGUGGAACAUAGCCGAGUAUCAGAUGAAUGGUUCGAAACUUUCUGCCUGGGGAUUAUUAGAUUUCUCGAGAGAGGAGAUGUUAGAGAUAAUAGAAGUUAAUAAAAACGAGUUGAAGAACGCGUCGCAAAAACUUUACACGUUUUGUCUUGAGAAAGGGAAACCUGUUCCAACGUAUAAAGUUAAACAGAAAUCAACACCUCAAGGAUUUACAUAUACGGCUACAUGCGUAGCUUUAGGUCUUAAUGAAGUUGGACAAGGAGUCAGGGAAGGUAGAGCUAAGAUUGCUGCUGCAGAAAAAUUAUAUCAGAAAUGUAUUGAGGCAGAACGGCAAUCAACAUAAGCUCAAAAAUUGUGCAUUGUUACAAUAUAAUGAUUAUUUCUUUUGGUUUAUCUUUAAUAAUAAAAUUUAAAUAGAUAAUACAUCAAAAUACAUAUAACAGUUAAGUUUUAUAUAAUUAAAAUUUUUUAUUCGA